AUGGCGUCUCUCCUCCUCUUCCUUCUGUCUUCCCUGCAAGCUUCCCAUAGUUGCGUCAAUGGCUUCUCACUGGAGCUCAUUCCUCCCUUCUCCCCAGAAUCACCUCUUUUCAAAAUCACAAAGCGGAGGGGAGAGCAAAUAUCAUCCCAUGCAAGCAUCGGCUCCGUAGCUCCUCCUCUUUCAUCAGAACCUUCCAUUAAUGCUUCACACGUCGUUACUCCUCCCAUUCAACAACUAUUCGAAUCAUCAUUCGUUGUUCAAGUUGGUCUCGGAACGUUCGACGUAAAAUCUCCUUCUGCGUCGUCUCGAAAAUCCUACUACUUCAUCCUGGACACCGGAAGUUCCCUUACCUGGACUCAGUGCGAGGAUUGCAAGCUUCCAGGUAAUUCCUGUUAUAGACAGAAGGAACAAGUGUUCCCAAACUACAAGUCCAAAUCCUAUGACCCUCUGCCAUGCAACAAACACCCACUUUGCAAGCCAAACAAGUGCAUCGGAAACCACUGUUCCUACUCCGUCAAGUACGUCGACGGAGCCUAUUCCUCCGGCAUUCUCGCCAAAGAGACAUUCUCUUUCCCCUCCACUUCAACCUCCCAAACAGAGGCCGUCCCAGGCGUGGUUUUCGGAUGCGGGAUCAAGAACACAGACCCCAAGGAAAGUGCAGACUACGAUAUUGCCGGCGUGUUUGGUUUAGGCCAGGGAGAUCGUUCCUUCGUGAAGCAAAUACAAAAACACAGCGAUGGGAAAUUCUCCUACUGUCUCACAAACAUCAUGCAGACUCAUAAUCAGAAUCCCCCUCCAAGAAUGUAUUUGAGGUUCGGAGCUGACAUAAAGCCGCCAACAGAUCCGCGGACAAUCAAUUUCUUCAAGAACGGAAGAUACGAGGCGUACUUUGUGAGGUUACUUGACCUCGGAGUUAACGGAGAACCGCUUGGUAUUGAUCCAAGGGUGUUCCAAGUGGGAGCUGACGGGAAGGGAGGGUGCGUGGUGGAUUCAGGCUCGUCACAUUCCUACGUGAUAGAAGAAGCGUACAAAAUGUUGGAGCGGAAGAUGAAGCAGUACUUUUCAAGGCUGCCGGAAUUCGAAAGGUACAGAGGAGGGGAAGGGAAAGUGUGCUACAGGAGGAGGAAUGUGGAAGGAUUCAGCAAGAUACCAGGCGUGAACUGGUAUUUCGAAGGCGCGAGGAUGGACGUGAGCGGUGAAGGAACGUUCAGGAGAGAAGAAAGAGGAGGGAAAGAGGUGUUCUGUAUGAUGAUAGAGGCAGAUCAAAGCAUGACAACGUUGGGUGCGUUUCAGCAAGUGAAUCAUAAGUUCGUAUUCGAUACUCUCUCCAACAAGCUGCAUUUUGGCCCCCAAGACUGUGCCACUAAUGGCUGA
Prosopis cineraria is the source of this 1374-nucleotide messenger RNA. Its product is annotated as aspartic proteinase nepenthesin-2-like. Lineage: Eukaryota; Viridiplantae; Streptophyta; Magnoliopsida; Fabales; Fabaceae. The record is from RefSeq and is a predicted model, not a curated record. Bases 1 to 1374 code for a protein of 457 amino acids. The transcript has a single exon.